Molecule: messenger RNA, 2216 nt
Organism: Gasterosteus aculeatus aculeatus (three-spined stickleback)
Lineage: Eukaryota; Metazoa; Chordata; Actinopteri; Perciformes; Gasterosteidae
Gene: marco
Product: macrophage receptor with collagenous structure
Cellular component (GO): membrane
Source: RefSeq, a predicted model, not a curated record
AUAUGAGUUGUUGAAGCAGGAAGUGAAGUUUAUUCUUGAUUAUAGAGAGCAUGGAAUCAUCAGUGGAUCAGACAGGGGAUGGAGUCCCAUACACCAGGAGUAACCCUCUGUUUGGCAUGUCACUCAGCACCACUGAUCUCUUCAGCUUCCAGUCUGACGAUGUGAAGCCGGCAAAGCCCACAAGACGCUGGUGUUUUAAUGUGAUUGUUGUUGUCAUCAUCUUGCAGUCGGCCCUUAUUGCCUUUCUCAUGUAUAAAGUUAUCACGAUGCAGACUUCAUUGUCUAAUCCCAAAUUCAAUAAGCUGAUAUCCAACCCCCUCCCUCUGGGUGAUGACCACAUUCAAACUCUCGUCUUCAACAACAGUCAAGAAACCAAGACGCUGAAGGGCCAUCUGCAGGCCCUGAAGAGCCAGGUCAAUAGUCUGUUUGGAGACGUAGGUCUGUUGGGCAGGCUGCAGGCUGACAUACACCUUCUUAAUACCAGCACACACAAACUGGAAGGCCAACUGACGAACAUCAGUCUCGUAUCAGGACCUCCUGGUAUUCCUGGUACAGAUGGGCAAACAGGCACACCAGGACAGAGGGGGUUUAAAGGUGACACUGGUGUUGCUGGCCCUCAAGGAUUGAAGGGUGAAAUGGGUCUCAAAGGAGAACCUGGGGAACGAGGAGUUGCAGGACCAAAGGGUUCGCCUGGGCCCCCAGGGCCCCCUGGGAAUCAAGGACCCGCUGCAAAAGGAGAGAAGGGAGAACCCGGGGGUCAAGGUUUAGCUGGACCGCCUGGAACUGAAGGUAGUCUCGGACCACAAGGUCCAAAAGGAGACAAGGGGGACCAAGGAAGUUCACCAGAGGUGACAGUGCGUCUUGUGCCGGGGAGAGCCCAAGGACGAGUAGAGGUGAAGCACAAUGGCGUCUGGGGCACCGUGUGUGAUGACGGGUUUGAUACUCUGGAUGGAAAAGUGAUCUGUAAGAUGCUGGGCUUCCAAAGGGCCCUUUCGACCUUCACUGCCAGCCCGGGGUCUGGGAGGAUCUGGCUGGAUGACCUGAAAUGUUUAGGAACAGAGUCUGACAUCUUUAGCUGCGCGCAUGGAGGGGUUGGGGUAAACAACUGCCAUCACAAUGAGGAUGCUGGAGUGUACUGUGUCUAGACUGACACACACAAGACCAACAAGAAAAUGUGUUUCAACUGUUGUACUGGCGGAGAUAAGAAACACACAUACACACAUAAAUCAAUAUAUAUACAUGCACACGUCAUACAUUAACACUGCUCACCGACAAUAUAAGUAGACAACAGUGCCUCUACUAAUUGAUUUUUACAGCUUGAUACAGCUUACAUAUUCAUAAAACAUAGCAAAAAUGUGCAUUCUGUUCUAAGUUAAAGCCAUUAGACUAAAUGACAGUCUUUUGUAUUCACAAAAGUAUACUAAUACAAUUUUACAUGAAAUUCCUCCACUAAUAUUUCUCAAAUGAGGCUGCGUUGCGACUUUGUCAGAGUGUGUUUUUUAAUCCACAUCCUCCUCAUUAGACCUUCGUGUUCCAUCACUUUUCAUUCAUCAUGCAACAACACACAUGCUUUUUUAAAGAUUAAACCAUUUUUUGUAACGAUUAUAAAAUACUUUUGUGAUCUGCUGUUUUGUGGAAUAGCUGAUAGAUGGGAACCAGAGCAAAGGGAACUUACUGGUGUACUGCCUUGUUUGCUGCAAGGCAAUGAAAUGCCUCAUGAACAUAAGAAGAAUGGUUUUUAAAAUGGUGGUUGCAAUUAGGUAAACGGCAUCUAUAGCUGAUUUCCGUAAGCCACUCGGCAGGAGAAGAUCCUGUUCCUAACUCGCUAACACAGAGAUUCCACGUCUUUCGUCUCUUUGGGUGAAGUUCCCGUUCAUUCGUUUUUCACACUUUAUAAAACACAACUGUAUACGCUUUGCUUCCUGAUUCACAGCGUCUGGACUAGCUCACCCAUGCAUCAUUACCCGUGUCAAUUGCACUUGUGCUCCCAUAUGUAGACUCCCUGUCACACUAAUACACACCGCUACCCGUGACCAACCUGAGAUUGGCUCCCAAUACCAUGUUGUACACAAUCAUCACAAACGGCUCCUCACUUAUGUCGCUGUUUUUAGCAUCAAACAGAUGAGAACCUGCAAACUUGAAAUCCUUUGAUAUGUUGUGCAUCUGGUAGGAGCAUUUGUGGUUAUUAGCAGGAAUAAAAACUGUUUAUUGGCGGA